Pseudoliparis swirei is the source of this 2914-nucleotide messenger RNA. Its product is annotated as high-affinity choline transporter 1-like. Gene Ontology annotation, molecular function: choline:sodium symporter activity. Lineage: Eukaryota; Metazoa; Chordata; Actinopteri; Perciformes; Liparidae. Gene Ontology annotation, cellular component: plasma membrane. The record is from RefSeq and is a predicted model, not a curated record. Gene Ontology annotation, biological process: choline transport; acetylcholine biosynthetic process; transmembrane transport. The transcript has 9 exons. Bases 187 to 1848 code for a protein of 553 amino acids.
UGUUGCCAGAUGAUACCGUCAUCGGCCUCAAAUUGAGACUUAAUCAAGAGAGGAAAUCAACCAUCUUGCAAGGUGGUGCUCAGAGAUCCUUCUACUGCUAAAUAUCGGUGAUCGGAUGAGGAUAUUACUCAGCCACAAGCUAUCCAUCCUGAGUGAUACUGGUUCCACCAGGUCUUCAGGGUGAACAUGUCUGUCAACAUUCCCGGAGUGAUAGCCAUGCUGUUCUUCUACCUGCUGGUGCUCGGAGUCGGCAUCUGGGCUUCCAUCAAGUCCAAGAAGGAGGAGAACAAAAGUGCGGCCGACAAAAUAGAGAUGGCGCUGCUGGGAAACCGAAGCAUAACGAAGGUGGUGGGGAUCUUCACAAUGACAGCCACUUGGGUUGGAGGCUGCCUGAUCAUGGGCGUAACCGAGAUGAUAUACACCCCCUCUAUGGGACUAACGUCAGCGUUAGUCUUCUUAUCAGCUUUAUCUUUUUCGUUGAUUUUAGGUGGCCUUGUGUUCAUCAAGCCAAUGAGAGACAAAAGAUAUGUAACCAUGUUGGACCCUUUCCAGAUCAAGUAUGGAAAAGCAUUCGCAGCCGUUCAGUCACUGGGUGCACUCCUAAGCGAUAUUUUGUGGUUGGCUGGAACACUUAUAAGCUUAGGUGCCACCAUGAAUGUGAUUUUGGAUUUGCCUUACUCUGUGAGCAUCUGGAUCUCCGCUACCGUGGUGAUUCUCUACACCCUGCUGGGCGGUUUCUACUCUGUGGCAUACACGGACAUCAUCCAGGUCCUGCUCAUAUUCAUCACCAUGUGUAUCUGCGUCCCGUUCAUCCUGACCAACCCCUUCUCCGUGGACAUCACUCAGACGGUCAUGAACAACACGUUUCAGGCGCCGUGGAUCGGUAGACUGGACGGAAAGUUUGUUUGGACCUUGAUCGAUACCUUCUUAUUAAUGGGAAUGGGAGGCAUGGGAUACCAAUCUUUCCACCAGAGGACCUUGUCGGCUACUUCCACAUCGGCAGCUCGGGUCACAUGCUUUGUUGCGGCCUUCACUAUCUUGAUAUUUGGAAUCCCUCCGAUACUGAUCGGGGCAGUGGCUGUAUCCACAGACUGGAACCUCACUUCUUUUGGUUCUCCGUCUCCGUUGGACAGUGGGAAGGGAGCUAUGAUCCUGCCGAUCGCCCUGAACCACCUCACCCCGGCCUUCGUCUCUAUCAUUGGCACCGCAGCCAUUUCUGCUGCUGUCAUGUCCUCAGCCGACUCCGCUCUGAUCUCCAUAGCCUCCAUUUUCACUUGUAACAUCUACAGGCCUAUCCUGAGGCCUCGGGCAUCCCAGAGAGAGAUCCAGUGGGUGAUCCGUGUGACUGUGGUUGUGGCAGGCUUGAUCGGCGUAUCACUCACCAACAUCAAAAAUAGCAUCAUUUUGUUGGUGUUCCUUGGUGCCGAAGUCUGCUACAUCUUGAUCUUCUCUCAGCUCGUCUGCGUCCUCUUCUUCAAAAUAUCCAACUUCUACGGGGCUGCCGCGGGUUGGCUGAUCGGGUUGGUGUUGAGACUGCUCUGUGGAGAGCCGUCGCUGGGGUUAGCGCCAGUCAUACACUUCCCGGGAUGCACUCUGGAGGAUGGCGUUUACGUCCAGUACGCUCCAGUGAGGACCAUCUCCAUGCUGUCGGCCUUCGCUGCCAACUUGUGCUUCUCCUACCUGGCCGCCUUGCUUUUCAACAAAGGGUUGCUUCCUGAGAAAUGGGACGUGUUCAAUUUGAAAGUCCAGGACUCCGCUGACAACAAGACGUACAACGAGAAGGAAUCGUUUGAUGAGACAGAAUCUCCUCAAGAUAAAUUGGAGCCGAUGAUUAACACCACAUGUUAACUUUACCAAAGACUUUUACCCUGCGGCAAUAUUCGUAUUCUCCCUCUUCCACCACAUACUUUGGGCCACUCAGGGUCUUUUCCAAGAGAUUUUAUUAAGAUAUAUAUAUAUAUAUAUAUUGAUAUUGUUUAUAAUAUACAUUUAUAUAAACACCUCUCGUUAGUAGCCACACAAUAAAGAUGUAUUGCGAAAUGUUCUAUUUUUAUCAACAUGCAAUCAUUUUGUUUUAGAAUAUUUAAGCUACUGUAUUUGGGUUUUUCAUAAACAGGAUGAAGGCUUAUUUUGUGAGAAUGAGGAGGCCUGGAACAAAGAACUUGACCAGAGACGAUCACGUUGCUUGUGAUAUGUAUGAGGUGACGUCGCCAGAGAGAAGCCGUUGUCAAACCUUUAAAAUUGUUUUUGGUAAGAGCUUUUCAAAUUUUACAAUAACAAUGACACUUAAUCAAAAAUAAAUUGCUUACAUUUAGUCCACAGCAGCAUGUAUACAGUUAUUUUUUAUGAGAAACCAUUUUAGAAAGAAAGACAUCAAUUAAAUAUUGCCUUUUAUAUUAUUAUUAUUGCCUUUUAGCUCACCCUGUCUGACAUACUAUAUAACAUACCAUUAUUAUUAAAUAUGGUAUUUAUUUAUUCUAUACUAUACUGUACCAUGCUGUCAUAUUACAUGUUAUAUUAGGUUGUACUGCUAUAUUCUGUGCUUUGUUAAAGUGUUGACAUGUUCCACAGGUGUAACAAAUGUGGAACACAAAUGAAACACGUGUAACACAAAUGUAACACAGGUAUAACACACACACACAUGUUCCACAGGUGUAACACAUGUGUAAAACAGGUGUAACACAUGUGUAACAAAGACGUGUGUAAGAGCCAAAUGUUGUGUAGGUAAAUGUAUGUUUUAUCUAUACACUGGGUGGCGCUGUUGCUGGUAUUUUGUACGCCUAUAUUAAUCACCAUGUAAUUGGCGACAGCAGGUAUUUUGACCCCGGAACGGGAAAAAUGUUUUGACCGUAUCACGGUGAGCUGGUAGGCUGUUUUGUACCGGACUUCACACAAUUAAAACCUAUGAAUAACA